GAAAGAGUGAAUAUCCAUCCUUAUAUCUCAAUCCCAUCAUCGUCGUCGUCAUCAUCAUCCCCUAGGGUUUCUUCUUCUCUACUAUGAUCACUAGUACUGAAACUAGAUUCGUUUCAUUUCUUUUCGAUUUAUUUUAAUCAAAGCUUCCUUCCACGUAUUCAUCAAAUCUGCUGCUCUAUCAUAUCAAAGCCUUUUUCCUGUAAUCCACUGGUGUUCGAAGCUGAGGAGGAGGAGGAGGCGGUUUCUGAUUUGCGAUUGGACGACUAGAGUAUGAUAAAGAUCAAGUUCCGGUUGAAUGAUGGAUCAGAUAUUGGUCCAGCCGAUUAUGAGGAUCAAUUAACUGUAGAGUCACUCAAGGAAAAAGUUAUAGCAGGAUGGCCUAAAGGUAAAAAUAUUGUGCCUAAGGAACCAAGUGAACUAAAACUGAUCAGUUCUGGGAAAGUUUUGGAGAACAGCAAGACUGUUGGUCAGUGUAAGCUGCCUUUUUCAGAUGAUGAUGAUGUAAUUACCAUGCAUGCUGUUGUACAGCUAGCUCAAACUAAAGCAAAGUCAGAAAAGAAGAUUGACGAUGAUCCAAAGAAGAAGAUCUGUUCAUGCUCCAUAUUGUGAGGACAGUAAUGUGAAUGAGAUCUGUGUGUGUGGGUCAAUGUGGGAUGAUUGUAAGGAGCAGGGCCUGCUCUAUUAAUCUCAACAAGUAUUCAAAGAAACAAAUAAUCUGUAAACAGUAUAAUGCCUCAUUGUUAUAUGUUGGAGAUAUAUUGUUAUAUAUAUAGAUGUGUACACAUUCUGUCGUUCUACUGUGUAGUUUCUGUCUCUCCUAUAAACAAACGCAACGGUCAUUUCCGAUUACGGCUUCAUCUUCAUCAACAAAAUAAUGUCUUUUCCAUCAUCUCCGAUGGAGUCAAAAUUUCACCAUUUUUGGCUUUGGGGUGUGAUGGAAUAAAUCAAAAUGGAUCUCUAAAGUAUCUGCGCUUCUUUAAUUAAUGAAGUAGCAGUUAGUCAAACACUGCAACUUUCGAUGUUGAGCCGGGGGUCUCUUUGGAAACAGCCUCUCUACUUUCGAGUAGGGGCAAGGUCUGCGUACACACACCCUCCCCAGACCCUACUCUUGUGGGAUUUA
Cuscuta campestris is the source of this 1120-nucleotide messenger RNA. The record is from the annotation of a GenBank genome assembly. NCBI's taxonomy places the organism in Eukaryota, Viridiplantae, Streptophyta, Magnoliopsida, Solanales, Convolvulaceae.